This is a messenger RNA of Abrus precatorius (Indian licorice), 2008 nucleotides long. RefSeq lists its product as uncharacterized. Gene Ontology annotation, cellular component: RNA polymerase I transcription regulator complex. The transcript has 8 exons. The record is from RefSeq and is a predicted model, not a curated record. Bases 97 to 1989 code for a protein of 630 amino acids. Gene Ontology annotation, biological process: transcription by RNA polymerase I. NCBI's taxonomy places the organism in Eukaryota, Viridiplantae, Streptophyta, Magnoliopsida, Fabales, Fabaceae.
AUAAUCUUUUGGCAAGCUUUUUCAGGGCAACAAUUUCAGGUCGUUCAAUUGCAUUCGAUAAGACACUGUUCCGCUCCCUUCCCAGUAACGAAGCCUAUGGACGUUGAUGUGUUGGACACAGAAGACGGCAACAACAAUGGCGCUUCCACCGCCAAGAAACCGAAGCAGCGUAAGAGGAAGGAGCACAAGGUGGGCGACGAUGGACACGUGGCGGCGCGAGAGAAGCUGGCGAAGAGAAUCCUGUUGUCGCUGACGAGGCCAUCGUACGUUCUAGGAUUGGGUCCCAAACCUCUGCGGUGGGAACACCGUACGAGGUUGCGGUACCUGCUGCGUAGGCUCGUUAACCAGCAUGAUUGGGUUUCAGCCAGUGGUGUUGUCAGUGCCUACUUGAAGGGAACGCUUAACGACACCUCUCCCUUUGGAAAUCGUCUGAAGUAUUGGGUUUUACUUGAGCUUCUUAAGCAUGUGCAAAACCAUUCUAUUAACACAACAAGGAUUAAGAACCUCUAUGAUAUUUGGUCCAAAAAAAUUGGAUCAAUGAAGACUUGGCCAAUAGAGAGCAGAUAUGCGGUUCAUUUGGAGUUCAUGUUGUUCUGUCUUAUGCAAGGCAAUGGUGGAGAUGCAUACCAGCUUGCUCUAUGUCUUGAGCAAGAAAAGGUUGAUAUUGAUCCUGUGUCAAAGAUGAUGAUGGGUUUGACUUUUUAUGAGUUGUGGUAUUCUUCAAUUCCCAUAGAAUUCCAGUGGAGAAAUUCAGACCAGUUUGAUUUGCUAGAGAAUUCACAUACAGAGGGAACCUCAAAUAGCAAUGAUACUGGACAGUCAGAGUGGCAUAAUACAGUUGAAUCCCACAUGGCUGACUCCCAAUUACGGCAGGAUUCAGAUGCCUCUGUCAUGAAUGAUAAACAGAUAUCUAUGGAUAUUGACUUCAAUGAAGAGAUGGGGGUUUUUAUGGAUGUUGAUGUUAACCAUAAAAUAGAAAAACCACAUCAAAACUUUCAGCCGGAAGGAUUUUACUUGAAUUCUGAGGAUAAAGGAAUCGAAGACCCUUUUUCUGAUGGUGGAGGUCUUACACAGGAUACCUUGAAUGCUCUUGGGGGACUUGAUUUGUGGUUGUUGCCCUUGCGUUUUUCUGAUGAGAACAGUUUUGAGGAAUUCAUGUACUUGCAAAGAAAUCAGCCUAAUGACUACUAUAAAAAUGCAGUAAAAUAUCUACACCUAGCUCUCAACUCAACACCCUCUGCUUCAGCAGCAUUACUUCCUUUGAUACAGCUGUUGCUGAUUGGAGGUCAAGUCGAUGAGGCUCUAGAUAGGCUUGAGAAGCAAUGCAAUAAUUCAGCCUCUGUACUCCCAAUUAGAGUUAGGGCUGCUUUGUUGGAGCGUUUUGAUCGAAACAACUCUCCCUUGCUUCUUAGCUGUUUUGAGGAUAUAUUGAAGAAGGAUCCAACAAGUAGUGAUGCCAUAGCAAAACUUAUCAAGAUGCACCAAAAUGGUGACUAUAGUCUUGAAUCUCUGCUGGAAAUGAUUGCUUUACAUUUAGAUGCUUCAGAUGCAGAUAACAAUACAUGGAAGGUCUUCUCUUUAUGUUUCUUUAAACUGUCUCACUACGAAGAAGACUGCAUCUCUGCAUGCCCUAUUCAAAAAGAAGAUGGACAAAGAAGUCAACACUGUUCCAUUACCAAAACCCCUAAAAUAUUUACGGAUGGUAUAUCAGGAAAAUCUUGGAGGCUUCGCUGUAGGUGGUGGCUAACAAGACAUUUCAGCAAUAGCAAGCUUGAAUCAGAGAUUGAAGCUGGUGAUUUGCAGUUACUCGCGUACAAAGCAGCAUGUGCAUCGUAUAUGUAUGGGCAGGAGUUCAGCUAUGUCGCGAAGGCUUAUUCUCAUUUAGAAAAAGAAAAUGAUAAGGAGUUACUGUUGUUCUUGGAUGAGCAUAGGGGAAAUUCAUAUGGAAUUUAUCAAAAAUUUCAAAAGAAAUUUACAUAUAUAACAUAAUAAAUGUGAUAUGUUUAUU